Molecule: messenger RNA, 1818 nt
Organism: Oryzias latipes (Japanese medaka)
Lineage: Eukaryota; Metazoa; Chordata; Actinopteri; Beloniformes; Adrianichthyidae
Gene: nrip2
Product: nuclear receptor interacting protein 2
Source: RefSeq, a predicted model, not a curated record
UCAUUAGUGCAGAUUGAUCCUCCGUGUGAGGUCAGAUGGCGGUGAUCUCCGCCACACCGCCACAGCACUGAGGUGUCAGGCUUCAGAAACUGACGGAAACAUCAGAGGCUGUUCGCAUCUUCAUGAGGAACCGUGGUCUUCCUCCGUCCAGCGAGGGGAGCAUGUGUUUGUCGAGCGUGUGACAGUAAGAGGCGGGCUCAGAGGGGAGGGAGAAGAAAGAAAAAAAGCACAGAAGUGAUAGAGAGACGGAGAGAUCCAAGGACAGGCGGCACUGAGGGGAGGGGAGAGAACAGCCUCCGUCAAACGCUGAUUUCAGAGAGGAAGAUGCACGUCUCCGUGAGAGGAGCACCCGAGGCAGGUCGAUAGCCGUGGAGACCCAGAGAGAAGCAUCUGACACAGGAGCUGCCGGUUGACUCUGCUGUCAGGAACCUCACACCGCCGAGAGGACAGAACCGUACGACCCAGAACCAUGAGCGAGGCCAAGAAAGGUGAGCUGGCCAUCCGAGACAAAGCCAUCCUGCACCAGCAGAGGCGUCUCAAACAGGCGACCCAGUUCACGCACAAGGACUCGGCUGACCUCCUGCCCCUGGAUGGGCUGAAAAGACUCGGGACAUCUAAAGACUUGCAACCUCACAGCAUCGUCCAGCGCCGCUUGCUUGAGGGAAAUAUCACCCGGCUGCGAGGGGAGGCCCGCGACCCCAGCUCCAGGGUUCGCUCCCCCCUGGCCGACACCAAAGACGGGGGUCCCGUCGACGCCGAGGAAAGGAGUGAGAGCACAGCCGAGGACUCGACGGAGGAGAGGGAGUCUUUGGAGGAAAGCGAGAAGAGCCUCCGAUCGGACGAGGAGGACGACAGCAGCGAGGCCGGAGCUCGACAGACGACGGCGCAGAAGCCAGAGAGUCCGGACUGCCCGCCCCCCCUCAAAGCUUUAAUCAUUCACUGCAAGUGCUGUGAGACAGAAGUCAAGGCUUCCAUCAACACCAGCAGUCCACACAACCACAUCUCCACCUCCUGCUGCCGAAGGCUGGGACUGGUAGCGAGCGAGGACGGUUCACCGUGUGGGGUCGGCAGCUCGGUGACGGCUCUGCAGCUGCAGGUGGGCAGACAGACGCUCCGGUGUUCCGCUUUUGUCAAAGAGGACGAGGCGUUCGAGCUGUGCCUGGGUCUGCAGACUUUGCUAGAUCUCAAAUGCUGCUUGGACCUGAGCAGUAGGGUUCUGAAAUUCCACGGCUGUGACGAGGAGCUGCCCUUCCUGAACACUUGGAGCGACAGCCGGUGCCAACACGACACCAACGAGAACCUGUGAUCCCUCUCCUCUGGCGGAAGCGAGCACAGCGCCCUCCCCAGGCCUCGCUGGAUGCAGCAGAGCGGAAGGAGUCCGUUUGGGUCCGGACCAUCAUCGGUGUCUGUCACUGCCAGAGCUCGGAUAAGCCUUCGCCUGUGCUGCUCUCCAGUUUCCACCUUUGUGUUUGCAGACUGGACAUGUUUUUAAUGACUCCAUCGUCUCAUCCAGUUAGUGUAGUUUGUACAGAAAACCUUAAAUUCCCAGAGUGCGGUCGCUCUGUAAGAUUUUGCUUUCCGUUGGGUUUGAUUCAUGUGCUUCGCAGCGUUCAGAAGAUUUUUCAAAGGGAAAACUUUGACCAUAGUUUCAGAUUUUGAUGUGAUUUAACUGUACCUCUUCUUUUCACUCGGUCCAUUGAUAUCAAAAUGUCUACGAAACAUUUUUAAUGGAUUAAAUUACUGUUGAAAGGACCAUUUUAUGUGAUUGCCAACCUUUAGUGACACAUUUUAACAAUAAAAGGUAACGUGUAAUGAGGA